AUGCCUCCGAAGCGCUCGUCCAAAUCCAAAAGUCCGAGCCCCCGGAAAGCUUCCCCAGGAAAGAAAAGCAGCCCGGACGCGGGCACCAAGGCCGCUGAGAUCGGCAAACGUAAGCGCGAGGAAUCCAAGAAUACCGACGAUAAUUCUAAUGUAGGCAUCUGCGAGCUGCUGAUGGAGUUGGCUGAAUACGAGAAAGUUGCCAGCGGCGAGCAGUAUAAAUACCUCGCGUACCGUAAAGCAGCGCAGACGCUGGCUGAACAGAAAACCCGUAUCAAAAGUGGCGCUGAAGCGCAGAAGCUGCCAGGAAUUGGGGAAAGCAUUGCAGGCAAGAUUGAUGAGUUUCUGAAGACGGGCAAGAUGGAAAAAGUAAAGGAGGCUCGCGACGACGACACAGCCAAGAUACUGGCGGAUUUGGCGCGGGUGCCCGGGAUUGGCCAUGCUCGGGCCAAGGAACUGUACGAUCAAGGCAUUAGAAGCAUCGAGGAUCUCAAGAAGCAUCCGGACCUUCUGCCCGAACAACUGCAGAAGCCCGUAAAGAAUUUGGACGCUAUUGAGUCUCCCAUAAACAAACAACAGGCGGACAAAAUCAAGAAGUAUCUGGAACAGCAACUAAAGGUACGCUUUAAUGUCAAUUUGCCAUGCCUGCAUUUUUUAAAACAUGGUUAUCUGAAACUACUGCAAAUUUGA
Messenger RNA from Paramacrobiotus metropolitanus, 687 nucleotides. RefSeq names its product DNA polymerase beta-like. NCBI's taxonomy places the organism in Eukaryota, Metazoa, Tardigrada, Eutardigrada, Parachela, Macrobiotidae. Gene Ontology annotation, biological process: double-strand break repair via nonhomologous end joining. The record is from RefSeq and is a predicted model, not a curated record. Gene Ontology annotation, molecular function: DNA binding; DNA-directed DNA polymerase activity. The transcript has a single exon. Bases 1 to 687 code for a protein of 228 amino acids. Gene Ontology annotation, cellular component: nucleus.